Salvia hispanica is the source of this 968-nucleotide messenger RNA. RefSeq lists its product as uncharacterized. Lineage: Eukaryota; Viridiplantae; Streptophyta; Magnoliopsida; Lamiales; Lamiaceae. The record is from RefSeq and is a predicted model, not a curated record. Gene Ontology annotation, cellular component: cytoplasm. Gene Ontology annotation, biological process: rRNA base methylation. Gene Ontology annotation, molecular function: rRNA (uridine-N3-)-methyltransferase activity.
AGAAAAAGCAGUAGUGAUGUGCACUAAAUCUCUCAAUAUAUAGUCAAUUCUGUAUUUCCAUGAAAUGUUGUGAAGGCUGAGAAUAAUGGGAAAUUCCCCGAGCAUCGUAGCGGUGGAGAAUGAGAGAGAAGCCAAGGAGCAAGUGAAGAAUAGUAGUAGUAGUAGUAGUAGUAUCAUAGAAGAGAAGUGGAUAAAGCAUUACAGCAGCCGCCAUAGCAUACUCUUGGUCGGAGAAGGAGACUUCUCCUUCUCCGCUUGCCUGGCCCGGGCUCUCGGCUCUGCUGCCAACAUCAUUGCUACAUCCCUUGAUUCUCAAGAAUUUCUCAUGAAGAAUUAUGGGAAUGCUAUGUCCAACAUCGAAGAAUUAAGGAGGAGAGAGGGCAAGGUGAUGCAUGAGAUCGAUGCUACGAAAAUGGCGAAUCAUGAGUUGCUUGGACACCUUAAAUUCGAUCGCAUAAUAUACAACUUUCCUUACGCUGGAAUGUUCGACAAGAGCAUGCCACGCGAAACCCAACUUAGUCUUCACAGGGAACUGGUGAGCAAGUUUCUGAUGAACGCGAAGAAUAUGAUAAGUGAGAAUGGUGAGAUUCACGUUUCGCAUAAGACGAAUAGUUUCCACGCGGACUUUAUGAUCGAAAGCAUUGCUUCUUCGCACGGGCUCAGGCUCAUAGAGGCGGUGAAAUUCAACCGUGGUGAUUAUCCAGGCUACAAAAACAAGUACGGAUUUGGGGGUGAUGCCAACUUUGAUUGCAAACUUAGCUACACCUUCAAAUUCGGUCUUGAAUAAGUAAUGCCUUUUGAUUUCUUUGUGUUGUUAAGUUUUGUGCCAAUGUAUCUUAAUGUAGUAGUAUUACGUAUUAGGGACUCUUGGUUUUUGAUGUUUUUGAAAUAGUAUUAAGGGAACUCUUUUGUAUGCUAAAUGUUAGUAGUGUAAAUCGAUAAUUUGUAACGAAAUGUUUGUCUUAAAA